AUGCGCAUUCAGAGCCGCUCCGACUUCCCCACAACUGGACAGUACCUUGCGUAUCAGCGGGACACGUACACGAAUGUGACCGGCCGGGAUCUGCAGCUCGAGGGGGGAAGCACGACUUCCCUCUUCAAAACCAUGAGCGAGACACUCGACCUCGCCCGUACCAACAUCGCGAGCGGCGUCAAGGAGGACGAUUUGAAGCCGAUCAAAGACCUGCUAAAGAUGGCGGACCGUAGUCCGACGGACGUCGCCCAGACGUACAUGCACGACCCGGCCAUGACGAACACGACCGCCCUCAUCAAGGGAACGAGCUACCUCAGGAAAUAUGUCUUGAAGGCAACAGAACACUCCGGCCGCUUCGUUCUCAACGACAGCGCUCGCACAAGGCCGUCCUCAUGGCGGAGGUGCGAUGACGUAUUAGACUACAUUUGGAGGCAGGAAAUGUUGCUGCAGGACAAGACUUCAAAGAUCGAGAAGCUGCAACAACUCCUACACAGUGAAAGGCAACGCACGGAGCUACUGAUUGGAGCAGUUUUGGUAUGCGUCUUCCUCCUCUCUUUCCUGAAAGCGUUGCGGGAUUGGCUUCUGCCGCGGAUCCAUGGCGAGGGCGGGGCCCGGCGCCACAUGGCGCCGGCCAAACCGUCUAGUCGUGUGAAAAACAUCGCAAUCUGUAACGGUCUCUUCGAUCAGGUGUGUCGGCACCGCGCGAUGGCGACCAGCAUCGAGUCGGUCCUCGCGCGGCGCGCGCUGGCGCGGGUCGAGCCCAACCGGCACCCAGGCGAGCGCGCAGGCGACAUCAACUUCGCACCGCUCGCCGAGCCGGUAUUGCGAGUCGCGCACGGCCGCCGCGCAAUGUGCCGUCACCCGGCUCUCUCCGGGCCCGAGUUUGAGCACGGGCUGCCGCUGGAGCGCAGCGCGCCGUGCAAGCGUCGCGUGCUACACAUCGCGCCCUCUCGCGGCCCCUCUCUGCCGACGGAGCCGCCGCAGGUGGUGCGGUGCAAGAGGGCGGAUGCUGGUGCUCGCAGGAGGGAGUCGGUGGCAAUGCUCCCGGUGCCCCGAGCGGCCGCGACCUCGCCCUCGGUGCCGGAUGCGUCGGAAGGGCUGCUCAUCGCAACGCCAAUGCCGAUCGGGACGGCCGCCGCGUCGGAGCGCGUCAAGCACGGGAGCGGCCUCCGGAGGAGAGCGGGACGGCCAUUACGGCGGGCCGGUCACCCCGACGCGCAAUCGGCGGAGGUGGAGCGGGCGCGCGAGUGGAGCCCCGAGGUGGAGGACGCCUUUCGCCUCGCGGAGGCGGGAUACCGCAACCUGGAUCACCUGGCCGUGCUUUGCGGCGGGGAGCCCGAGCGAUGGCCGAAUGGGUUUAUCAAGAAGCUGAGGUGCGCCGCCUCCCUCGGCCGGCCCGCCUCGUACCUCUACUUUCCGUCGCGGCGCGAGUGCUCAGACGCUGUGCUGCACACAGUGAAGCUCUACCGCCGCCGCGCAGAGACGGCGGAGGACUGUUCACAGGGGUGA
This is a messenger RNA of Emiliania huxleyi CCMP1516, 1509 nucleotides long. RefSeq lists its product as hypothetical. The transcript is spliced from 2 exons. Bases 1 to 1509 code for a protein of 502 amino acids. Gene Ontology annotation, cellular component: nucleus. The record is from RefSeq and is a predicted model, not a curated record. Lineage: Eukaryota; Haptophyta; Isochrysidales; Noelaerhabdaceae.